UUUAUUAGCAAGUAGAAUCUUGCAGACGAUUCAAUUUUCAAUGGCGCAGACAAUUUAGCUUUAUUUGAAGAAUGGGAAUUACUUUAAAAACUGCAAAUUCCAGCAUGCAAACAACGUUAUCUGAUCCGCGUGGAAGUGAGAAGGUCUGCAGGAUAUAGCCGGCCAAAUUUAACCAGACAGGGCAAUAUGGUUUUUUCAGAGUCAAUUAUCAGUCCAUGUUUCCCUGAAGAAAAUUGGGUGGUGGAAAUAAAGGACAUCCUGGAGAACAAUGGAGAAGCUAAAGAAGUUGUUGUCUCUGUCUUUGAAGUGCCUGAACAGCUACGUGCUGCCAAUCCUGUAGCUUAUGCUCCACAGCUGUUAGCCUUUGGACCGUAUCACCAUUUCCGGCCCAAGCUCUAUCAGAUGCAGAGGUUCAAAGUAGCUGCGGCGGUGAAAGCACAAAAGGAUUGGCUUGUUGUUGAUUUUCAACAGCUGGUUGCUCAAAUUGAGGGACUGGAGUUUCUUAUCCGGACCUGUUACCAAAGACAUUUAAACAUCCACGCCGAUACUUUGGCAUGGAUAUUGGCCAUUGAUGGUUUGUCCCUGCUCAAAGUGCUUCAUUCUGCUCUAUAUUACUACAAAAAUCUGCCUGGUUCGUUCGGGAAGAACCCUUUUGCUGAAUUUUCAGAAAGGACUCCAGACCUUGAUAUGAUCCUUAGAGACAUGCUAAUGCUUGAGAACCAAAUUCCAAUGAUAGUGCUGAAAGCAAUAGCAGAAAAGAGGCCUGGGUCUGAUAACCUCCAGAUUUUGGUUGACUUUUGUGAGACUCUCUCUCCGCUUCAAUUAACCUUCAAACCCUCAACUUCAGAAGUCGUCAAGCAUAAGCAUUUGUUAGAUCUCUUCUACCAAAUGAUCAUUUGUCCCAAAGAAGUCAUAAACACUUCUUCCAAGGAAGAGAAAGAGGAUGAGCUGCAGUUUUCAACAAUGGAGAUCCCUAGUAACCCGGAUUGUAGUGUCUUCAAAAAGCUCCUAGCUACGUUAUCUAAGCUACAAUUCCGCUUCGCAGCACUUCCUGAAAAGCUCAUGACAUUACUUCUCAGUUCGCUUGAACUACUUGGAAUAACCCCUCACGAUUUUUUCGAUAGGGACAGAUCUUGGAUUCCCACAGCCUCACAGCUAAACAAUGCAGGAUUGAAAUUCUCCACCUGUGACGGCAUCAAUCACAUCAAAUACGAUAACCAAACUCUCUACCUUCCUGUCAUCACCUUGAACUCAGCGCCUGACCCAGAAAACAUUCUCAGCUCGAAGCUUACUUCAGAAGUGAUACUGAGAAACCUAGUGGCAUAUGAAAGCCUGUCAAAGGAUAAAUCAGAGUCCUUGCCUUUCACUCGAUACACCCAAUUAAUGAAUGGGAUCAUAGAUAAUGAUGAAGACGUGAAUUUGCUGAAGAAAGCAAACGUUAUCAAAGGUGAUUUGUACAGUGUCGAGAUUGCCGGACUGUUUAAUGGGUUGAGUGAAUCCAUCGAGCCAAAAGACAGGGACAUAAACAUAGAUGAAGCUAUUACAAAAGUCAACCGAUACUAUGAUAACACACUGAGAGUGAAGACAAACAACAUCCUGAAGAAGUACAUAUAUUCCUCCUGGAGGUUUCUCACUUUUCUCGCCUCCUUCUUGCUCUUGGCUCUGCUUGCUCUGGAAACAUUCUGUGACUUCUACACCUGUCGGGUUAUGAGGUUUAAGGCAGCCUGAAUUUUGGUCUAGGAGGGGUUUUCUCCAUUGUCUUGGAUGUGGCCUUGCUUUGUUUCUUUUCCUUGUUUAAACUUCCAAAGAAUUCUUGUGCUUAAUGGUCCUUUCAUUUACUUAAUUAAGUUCUUGAUUUAGUCUUUGAAAACCCCCAAAAACAAAGGAAGAAGAAGAAGAAGUAGUUAAUGGUACUCUUGCUCAUAUUUAUUUUAUGGUAGCCUGUACUUCCCUAUUUGUUAACUUAGACGUUUCAA
Molecule: messenger RNA, 1976 nt
Organism: Theobroma cacao (cacao)
Lineage: Eukaryota; Viridiplantae; Streptophyta; Magnoliopsida; Malvales; Malvaceae
Product: putative UPF0481 protein At3g02645
Source: RefSeq, a predicted model, not a curated record